This is a messenger RNA of Oncorhynchus kisutch (coho salmon), 2596 nucleotides long. RefSeq names its product lysosomal amino acid transporter 1 homolog. Gene Ontology annotation, cellular component: membrane. The transcript is spliced from 8 exons. The coding region runs from base 425 to 1363 and encodes 312 amino acids. The record is from RefSeq and is a predicted model, not a curated record. Lineage: Eukaryota; Metazoa; Chordata; Actinopteri; Salmoniformes; Salmonidae. Gene Ontology annotation, molecular function: basic amino acid transmembrane transporter activity.
ACUUGGGGUAAUGAGUAGGAUUCUGUGUUUUCAGAUGCAACAGAGAUUGCUUUUGAUAAAAACGCUUUAUCUGCCUCCCCAAUGAAAACUAGUUUGAAAAUAUAUGUUUCUAAAUUAUGCACUAUACUGCCUCGUUAACAUGUUCGAGCAGCGCAUAUUACGGUUCGAUUUGAGAAAGGCGCUCCUCACUGACCGCUUUUGCUCGUUCACGGUGCACGGCGGCUCAGGUUAAUAGAACUCCCUCAAUCUGCCGUCUAGCUCCGCCUUUUCCCUGACGUUAGAGAUCAUCUUCCAAUCAUAACUAGCUAGGUCACUCCGAAAACUAUUGUUUUUACGUCUAUGCCUGUUUUCUUUGUCUUUGCAAGCCAGUCGGCAAACAGACGUUGAUUCCUGGACACACUACAAUAACUGUCCGAGAAUCAGAAUGAGUCUGAAUUUGGGGUCGGCUGAUGGUGUCCUCACGCUGGUGUCUAUUGGAUGGAACACUGAUGGAAACUUCAGCGCUGUGUGCCCAAAUGGGUCAAUAUGGGUUUGGGAAGGGCUGCGGGAAUGUGCCCAGGACGCCAGGGACAUGGCCAGUGUAAUCCUGGGUCUGCUGUCAAUAAUGUGCUUCAUGGUCUCUUCUCUGCCGCAGUACUACAACUCUUGUAAGAGUGGGAAUAUGGACAGUGCCUUGUCCAUUUGGUUUCUGCUGCUGUGGCUGGGGGGUGACUCCUGCAAUCUUGUAGGCUCAUUCUUAGCUGACCAACUUCCGCUACAGAUGUACACAGCAGUGUAUUAUGUCCUGGCUGACAUAUUUAUGCUGGGAAUGUACUUUUACUAUGUGGCUAAGAACAGGAUGAAUAACAGCAGGUUGGUCUUAAAUGUGGUGGGUGUGGUCUAUGUCCUGGGCUUCUCUGCCAGCCUCAUGGCCUUACCUGCGUCCCAACAGGAUGUGGUCCCCUCUGGGUUUAAAGGGCGGGCCUUGCUGUCAACCACUGUGGAUGGUAUUAAGGCUUUCAGCACCAAGGAGAUCAUUGGGUAUAUCAUUGGCUCCAUAUCCUCAGUGCUCUACCUCUGCUCCAGAAUGCCACAGAUGCACAUUAAUUAUACAAGAAAGUCGACGGAGGGUGUGUCCUACUUUCUGUUUGCCCUGGUCAUCCUGGGUAACACCAUGUACGGCCUGAGUGUGCUGCUGAAGAACCCUGAGCAGGGCCAGGGAGAGGGAAGCUACAUCAUCCACCACCUGCCCUGGCUCGUCGGCAGCCUGGGCACCCUCUCUCUAGACCUGCUGAUCUCCAUACAGUUCUUGAUAUACCGCAAUAAUGCCCCUCUAGAGUUGGAAUCGCAGCACGGCGAGAGAGCUGCUCUGCUGGACAAAUGAAACUAUUCCCUGGGUGCUGGAUCUAGCAAUACAGACAGACACUUAUCCCCACCAAAUGGACUCUCAAUUCACAUUCCUUAACAGUUUUGGCAAACACAGGAUAUCCCUUUCUUUUAGAUUUUAUAGUUGUAUUUGUUAUAUAUACGAUCUGUUUUUUGUCAUUUUUAAUGUUUCGAGAGACUCCACAUUGUUCAUUGGGGUGCAGCUGUAGUUUACUGUUCUUAAUGGCUCUUAAUCUUUUAGUGACAUGCCGUUCCACCGUUACUCAAUAAACACUUGUAGUUUGCUUCAAACCUGUUCUGACAAUCAUGAUGCUACUUGUCACUGCAUGGAACCCUCUUCUGGUUGUAUUGGAAAAGUCUUGUUGUAUUUCAGAAGUGAUGAUUUAACUAGAAAUAUUUUUUGCAGUUCACUUCACCUGUCUUCUGAGUACACAAAGACAUGGAAAUCUUAGUGUCUUAAUAUGUUCAUGUGGAUUUAUUGUAACUAAAGUGUUAAUGUCUGAAGUACUGUACUUUUUAAUUAUAUUUGAUCAUUUACAUCAAUUGCCUAAGGUGUAUUCCAGCGAAUUUAUUUUAAUUUUAUUUUUUUUAAGUGAUUGCAUAAGUAUUUGUACAUGGGAUAAGUAAUGAGUUACUUAGACUACCUAUUGAGAUGUGCCUUUUGGUGAGAUUACCGUGUGCUAAAUGAGGUGAAAAGGAGACUGGAUUACAUUUUCCAUGUGCCCUUUUUAAAAAUAUAUAUUAUUACUUUGGUAUGGUUUCAGAUCUGGAGACUUGACCUGUUUGUUCAGUGUAAGCAUAUCAUGAUGCUCACUAAAGAUUUUUGGUGAUGGAAUGGUCCUGUUUUUCUUUUUUUCCUUUUCUUGAUCUGUUCCCUAAACACAUGGUGAUACAUCACCAUCGACUGAUGCAUAGCAAGGAUUUGGGUGAUUUAAGAUUUUAUCACAUUGAUAGUGUCUCAUUCCCAAUAUACUGCUACAUUUUAGAAGAAAUGAUUUGCUGGGAUGUGUGUUUUUUCAUUUUCAUAAAUGUUUGUUUAUUUCUCACCCACACACUCAAUGGGUUGCAUAAUAAAUCAAGUUUUUAAAUGAAACUGAAAAUGGUUAUGGAACUCUGAUCGUUUGCUCGAUAUGCUGAGAAAGUGAUGUCAUUUGCUGCCUUCCAUAUCCUAUACUGUUUUUGACUGGAUUUAAAGAUUAUAUAAUCCAAUUCAUUAAACAUGAGAAUUUCA